Messenger RNA from Maudiozyma saulgeensis, 990 nucleotides. NCBI's taxonomy places the organism in Eukaryota, Fungi, Ascomycota, Saccharomycetes, Saccharomycetales, Saccharomycetaceae. The record is from the annotation of a GenBank genome assembly.
AUGGAUAUUAGAGAUAGAACAUCAGAAUUUCAACGAAGUGUGGUAACAUAUAAGAAGUUGAACAAAUCACGUAGCAAACAAGUCACCGAGGAAGUUCAUGUAAAACCAAAGCAAUCGGAGUUCCAAAGGAACGCCUCAUUAAUUGCACAUGAUAUAUCAGAAACAGCACAAUUGUUAUCUAAAUUAGCUAUUUUGGCAAAAAGGAAACCUAUGUUUAAUGAUAAUCCAGUAGAAAUUGCCGAGUUAUCGUUCUUAAUUAAAAGGAAAAUAUAUUCUGUUGAACAACAACUGAUUAAAUUGAAUCAACAGAUUCAUGGACCUGAUGCACAAUUGACAAAGAGUACUACUGGUCACUCAAGUAAUGUUAUGAAUCUUUUGAAUAGAAAGAUGAAAAAUAUCUCAGGGGAUUUCAAGAGUGUAUUGGAGGAAAGACAAAGACUUGAAUUGAAUAAUAGAGAUCGUUGGGAUAAAUUAAGUGAACAACAUCAACAACAAAUGAGUACAAAUGGUGGUACAGAUACAAUAAAUGGUAAUAAUAAUGAUCGUUCUAAUAUGAAUAUAGGAUAUAAUAAUUCGAAUCCAUUUAUGACAGCGAUGAUGGAAGAAGAUGAACAAACGCAAUCACAUCAAGGGAACACAGGCAAUGAUCAAUCAUUAAUCUUACCAGAUAGUGAUUCUCAAUUAUUAAUGAUGGAAGAAGGAUUAAGCAAUAAUCAAUAUUUACAAGAACGUAAUCGUGCUGUUGAGACUAUUGAAACUACUAUUCAAGAAGUUGGUAAUCUUUUCCAACAACUAGCAUCGAUGGUUCAAGAACAAGGUGAAGUGAUACAACGGAUUGAUGCAAAUGUAGAUGAUGUUGAUAUGAAUAUUAGUGGAGCGCAACGAGAAUUACUUAAAUAUUUUGAUAGAGUGAAGAGUAACAGAUGGUUAGCGGUAAAAAUAUUCUUUAUCAUCUUUGUAUUCUUCUUAUUAUGGGUACUUGUAAACUGA